Menidia menidia (Atlantic silverside) is the source of this 492-nucleotide messenger RNA. NCBI's taxonomy places the organism in Eukaryota, Metazoa, Chordata, Actinopteri, Atheriniformes, Atherinopsidae. The record is from the annotation of a GenBank genome assembly.
AUGCCAGACUUCAUUCUGUGCGUGGUCAUUAUCUUGCUAGGGCUUUUCAUUUUAACAGUGGUCGGUUAUACGCUACAUGCCGGGCUUUUCACAGACGUUACUGUGCAAACCGGCUGCCCUCCUAUUAAGAAGGUAACUUUUGCCUACAAAUUCAAAGAUGGACUUUACAAAAACUGCGGAGAACUUUUUAAAGAAGCUCUCUGUGUUGGACCAGAGCUCUCGUGUAUUGGAGUAUUUUAUGACGAUCCCCAAAAGGUUUGUGAACCAUGUCGUUAUGCUGCUGGCAGUAUUCUGAGUGAGGGAGAAAAUGAGGUCAAUGAAGAACUUCUGAGGCGCUACAAGGCAUCAGGAUUUAAUGUCUUUUCCUUACCCCAAGUCACACACGUGGUCACUACCUCAUUCCCUCAAAAGACGUUUUUCUCCAACCUCCUCAGAGUGAGAAGAGUCUACCCACGGCUAGAGCACUACAUCAAGGUAUGUAGUGGUUUGUAA